Linepithema humile (Argentine ant) is the source of this 1234-nucleotide messenger RNA. NCBI's taxonomy places the organism in Eukaryota, Metazoa, Arthropoda, Insecta, Hymenoptera, Formicidae. The record is from RefSeq and is a predicted model, not a curated record.
AAUUGUGUUUUUUAUUGCCGUUGAUUGCACUUAUAAGUUGACUUAUGUGACAAUUAAACUCAAUAAGAUUGUCUUACUAAAUUUAGGGUUAUGUUUGUAAUCGUGAAAUUUUAUUCAGUGUGGUUCUUGGGAUAUUUUGUACUUGCACCGAUAUGUAAGUCCUCACUGCUUCUAGUGAUGUCACUAUUCAUUUCUUUCACUACAUGAUCGCGGUGGAAAUGAUGAACGAUGAAACCGUGAGAUGGCCACCAAUGAAAAUCUAAAAGUGAACUAUGUCACCGAAGAAUACGUGAUCGAUGUCCUGGUUCUGCUCUACACAGGAUAAUACAGGACAGAUAAAUAGUUUGUUUUGUAUUAUCUUGUUUAGAGCAGACCCAGAGCUGCCCCAGUGCAGCUAAAACGAACAAGCCCUAUGUCUAUGAGUCGGAUUGACCUCAAUUGUCUAGUCGGAUGAAAAAUUUCAUAAUGUGACUUAUCAUAUAGAUUUUACUUCUUUUAAUAACUUUAUGCAGUAUUGUAAGAUUGUAGGAAAAAAUGUACGCAUUAGUGAAAUACACUGAUGUAUAUUAUGUAUGUAAUUCGAAAUAUAUUACAAGGAAAAAAGGUGAGACAAAGGUUACUUAUAAGGACGGUUGUAGGUAUCCAGCAAGCGUUAUUGUAAAACAUGAUAAUAAAAUUUUAUUAGAAGAAGCCAAACGAAAUAUUGUAAUAGGCAAACCAUGUGUGUUAUUAAACAAACCACUUGAAAUAUUGAACAAUGAGAACAAUGAAUCUACAUCUCCAAUACGAAAUACACAUACAUCCAAUACGAGAGAAGAAUCUCUAACUUUUGAAGAUAUUGAAGUUCUAGACAGCGAUAUUUCUUUAUCUAACUUACUUGAUAGAUCUAUACCAUUAAAUUUAAAUUGUGGCAAGAGAUUAACUUUUGACAGCUUUGAAGGAACGGUAUCUGAAAAUGCCUGUAUCUCUAAGUGUGAUAAUGUGAGUCUCAAGUGCAAUGAAGCAAAUGUUGAUGCAAUUUCAUUACCACUUGAAAUGAUGGUACCAGAAAAUGUAUGCAUUUCUACUAACUGUGCUAAUGUGAACCAAAUGUGUAAUGAAGAAAAUAUUAAUGUAAUUUCAUUACCACUUGAAGAAAUGACGGUACAAGAAAAUGAAUGCAUUUUUACUAAUUGUGAUAAUGUGAGCCAAAUGUGUAAUGAAGAAUAUGUUGAUGCAAUUUCAUUACCACUUG